CUUCCAAAAGGAUCUGCUGGUCACCCACUAGGUCCUCUUUGGCAAGCCUUUAAUCCAGUUAAAACCAAUAAUGAUAAAAAACCUAAAGCUAGCUGUAUGUUUUGUAAUCCUGCAAAGCCUAUAUUCGGUACUGCAGCAGUGAUGCUUUCACAUAUUAAAAAAUUUCAGUCUAUGCAUGAUAUGCAUGAUAUUUAUUCAAAUUGUGGCUCUAUUUCAGAUCUUUCUGAAUGUAGCAAUAAGAAAUUUUCUCAAGACACUAAUCAAAUAUCUAUGCAAUUACCAAUUGAUACAUGUGAAAGUCAAACAUCAAUUGUUAUACUUAGAGAUUUAGAGGAAGUUUUAACUCAAAUCGAUGGAGCUGCUAAUUAUGUUCAUAUAAAAACUAUACUUAUACAAAAAUAUCCUAAAAUUAUAGCUUUACUAUGUAUUGCACAUGAAUCUAAUCUUCUAGUUGAAUCACAGCACACUACACUAGCUGAUGCAGUAUAUUUAUGGGCUCAAACACAAAUGAACACCAAUAUAAUUGAUGAUAAUAAUUUUCAGUUUUAUAUUAAUACAC
Racocetra persica is the source of this 559-nucleotide messenger RNA. Lineage: Eukaryota; Fungi; Glomeromycota; Glomeromycetes; Diversisporales; Gigasporaceae. The record is from the annotation of a GenBank genome assembly.